Molecule: messenger RNA, 2568 nt
Organism: Lodderomyces pseudojiufengensis
Lineage: Eukaryota; Fungi; Ascomycota; Pichiomycetes; Serinales; Debaryomycetaceae
Product: tRNase Z
Exons: 1
Coding region: 1-2568 (855 amino acids)
Biological process (GO): mitochondrial tRNA 3'-end processing
Cellular component (GO): mitochondrion
Molecular function (GO): 3'-tRNA processing endoribonuclease activity
Source: RefSeq, a predicted model, not a curated record
AUGUUUAAAAUUACAACAUUAAAUCAUAUAAAUAAUGAUACAAAUCGUCCUCUUAUAUCAUUAACUACUCGAUUAGGUAAUAAAUACUUGUUUGGUAAAAUUCCAGAAGGUUGUCAAAGAAUUUUAAAUUCAAUAAAUUCAGAAAUAAAAUAUAAUAAAUUACAAGGAAUAUUUUUAACUGGUAAUAUCCUUGGUUGGUCAGAUUUAGGAGGAUUACCUGGAUUAUUUUUAACAAUAAGUGAUGCAACUAAACAAGGUAUAAAAAUUUAUGGAAAUUCUAAAAUUUUAUCAUAUAUUGUUACUACUUGGAGACAAUUUGUAUUUAGAUUAGGAAUUAAUAUUGAUAUAAUUGAUGUUAUUGAUAAUAAGGAAAUAAUACUUCUGAAUGAUGAAGUAACUGUUAAAUCAAUAACAAUUGAAUCAAAUAAAAACAUCGAAACAGAAACAAACAAAGAAGAAGAAAAUAUAUUAUUAAGACAAAUUAAAAAAUUAGCAUCAUUAAUGUUUCCAUUAAAUACUUCUGAAAUAAAUAGUAGAAAUCCAGAAUCUUAUAAAUCAGAUCCAUCACAAAGAGAUAUACAUACUCAUGUAAAAUUACCACGUUCAAAAAUAUCACAAUAUUUAAAUUUUCAAAAUCAAUCAUCAAUAUCUUACUUACUUGAAUUUUCUAAAAUUCGAGGGAAAUUUGAUCCAAAAAGAGCAAUUGAAUUAGGUAUUAAACCAGGUCCACAAUUUAGAGAUUUAACCAAUGGACAUUCGGUGGCUAAUGAAAAAGGAGAAAUAAUUGAACCUUCACAAGUUUUAGGACCAGAUAAAAUUUUACCAAAUAUUUUAAUUAUUGAUAUACCUACAGAUGAUUUUUAUGAAAAUACAAUUAGCAGCAAUAUUUGGUUUAAAAUUGAGAAUUUAGGAUUAGUUUAUCAUUUUAUUGGUGAUGAUAUAAAUUUUAAUCUUGAUUCAUAUAUUGAAAAUUUUAUAUCAAAAUUCCCCUCCAGUAUUAAACAUGUUAUUAGUCAUAAAUCAAUUAGUGAAAAUGUAAUUAUAAAUGAUAAAUUUGUUUUUAAUCAUUUAAAAUUGAAGACGGUUAUGAAUGAAAAUUUUAAUGUGCUUAAUCUGGAAGAUUUUAGCUCUUUAAUUCUAAAAGAGAAUAUUGAUAAAUUACAUAGUUUACAAGCUUUUGGAAUUAGUGAGAAAGGAAUUAUUAGCAACAAUUCUCAAGUCACAAAUAAAUCAAUUGAAGAUAUAUAUAACAAUGAAGUAAAAAAUUCAAAUGAAAACACACCGUCUUUUACUGAUCUUGAAAAAUCAAAUUUCCUACUAGAGAAUGAUAUAGAUUCAGAAAAUUUAAAAGAUUUUGUUCAUAUUUGUACAUUAGGGACAGGAUCAGCUUUACCAAGUAUACAAAGAAAUGUUUUAUCUACAUUAUUAAGAAUACCGUAUCAAUCAGAAUCUGGUGAUAUCACCUACAGAUCCAUUUUAUUAGAUGGUGGGGAAAAUACAAUAGGAAGUUUAUUAAGAAAUUUUGGACAAAAUAAUCAACAAGAUUUCAUCAAGAUUUUUAAAGAAUUAAAAUUAAUUUAUAUAUCUCAUUUACAUGCUGAUCAUCAUUUAGGAAUUUGUUCAAUUAUUAAUAAAUGGUUUGAAAUAAAUACCAAUGAAGAAGAUAUUUUAUAUAUGAUUUUACCUUGGCAAUUUAUAACUUUUUUAAAAGAUUGGUAUAAUUUAGAAUCAAAUCAUAAUACAACUUUUGAUAUCUAUAGAUUAAAAAUGUUUAGUUGUGAAGAUUUUAUACAAAUUGAAUCAAGACAACCUGAAUACAUCAAGAUAUCACUUGGAAAAUUUGAAGAGCUUUUUGAUUCUGGAAAAAUUAAAAAUGAAAUUAUAUCAAAAUCUUCUUUAACAGAUAUUAAUUUAAAAGAAGUAAAUAAAAUGUAUGAUGCCAUUGGUUUAAAAUCUAUUGCUUCAGUAAGAGCAUUACAUUGUUCAUGGGCAUAUUCAACAACAUUUGAAUUUAAAUUAAACCAAAAUCAAACUCAAUUUUUCAAAGUGUCAUUUUCAGGAGAUACAAGACCAAAUUUAAAAUUUAUAAAAAUUGGAAACGAAAGUGAUUUAUUAAUUCAUGAAUCUUCAUUAGAUACAUAUUGGAUAGAUGAAGCUAUAGCUAAAAAACAUACAACAAUGAUUGAAGCAAUUUGGGUAUCUAAAUUUAUGAAAUGUUCAAAUUUAAUUUUAACUCAUUUUAGUACAAGAUAUGGAAUUGGAAAUAAUUAUGUCCCCAAGCAAGAUUUAAUAAAUGAAUCCAAAAAAUUAAAAGCAUCAUUUGGUGGUGAUAAUGAAAAAAAUAAAAGAUUAUUUAAUAUCCUAAAGAAUAUAAAUCUUGAUGAAAUUGAAAAUAGUGAAAUUUUUUUUGAAAAUUUAAAUAUUGUUUAUGCUUAUGAUUUAAUGAAUUUUAAAUUUAGAAAUAUGAAUUUUCAAGAAUUGGUACAACCUCAAAUUCAAAAUUUAUUUGAAAUUAAUUUAAAGAAAAGAAAAUUAGAUGAUAAUGAUAUUGAUAUGAAUAAUGAUUGA